CUGCUGCCCGCCGGACAUCACGUCACCUUCGUGGUCACCUUGGACGUGCCCCUUGAUGCUGAACUGGGACCAGUGCUGGAACUGGUGGCCAAGGCCAAUAGUGACUCUUCGGCACCAGAGCCCCCAGAGGAACGUGUCCAAGUCCCAGUGAAGAUUGGGGUUCACUUGAGCAUCAGCAGCUCCUCCUCCAACCCCCCAUCGGGCCCAUUGAUCCAUCACUACGAGGUGAAGCUAUGGGGCCAACGAGGCCUCCCCAUCAACGUCACCUUCCUGGUACCCACAGCAAUGGGGGGGAACCAGCUAUGGGGCAGCCUGGAGCUGACCCACAGCCAGGACCCCAGUCGGUGCCAGGCGGUCGCUGAGCAUCCCCCGAAGGACCCGGAUGGAACCAGGAGCCUGAGACAGCGACACCUGCUGGACUGUGCUGUGGCCUCGUGUCGGGAGUUCCGGUGCCAAAUGGGCCCCAUAGAACCCCCCCAAGUGCUUCGGUUUGGGGUCGGGGGGGAACCUGCUAUGGGAUGGAUGAAGGAGCUGGGGCUCCCCCAGGUUCUCCUGCAGAGCUCAGCCUGGAUCAGCUUCAAUGGGGACAGAUUCCAGAACAUGGGAGGGCAGCAGGAGGCUCAGCUCCAGACUGAGCUGGAUCCCUCGGAGCCCCCCAACCUCCUGCCCUAUAUCCUGGGGGGGUCACUGGGGGGGCUCCUGCUGCUGGCGCUGCUGGCGGGGGGGCUCUACAAGGUGAGCUAUGGGAUCGGCUUCUUCCGUCGCCGCUACAAGGAGUUAAUGGAGACCCCAAGUGGGGACCCCCAAUAG
Molecule: messenger RNA, 810 nt
Organism: Melopsittacus undulatus (budgerigar)
Lineage: Eukaryota; Metazoa; Chordata; Aves; Psittaciformes; Psittaculidae
Product: integrin alpha-X-like
Exons: 10
Coding region: 286-810 (174 amino acids)
Biological process (GO): integrin-mediated signaling pathway; cell-matrix adhesion; cell-cell adhesion
Cellular component (GO): external side of plasma membrane; integrin complex
Molecular function (GO): integrin binding
Source: RefSeq, a predicted model, not a curated record